AUGAUCACUACAAAUGCCGUACUACGCAAGGUCAGCAGUCACACUGAUCAAAUGAAUAUGAUCAGUAACAACAACAACAACAACAACAACAACAACAACAUAGUCGGCAGUAAUCCAUCAUCAUCAACAAAUACACCAUCCGAUAUAUCCUUCCUUACCGCGACGGGAAGGCCAACAUUCAUGAACAACUUGAUGCCACGCAAAUCAUUACCACCUUUCAGUCACCCAGUAGUCAGCAUCAAUAGCAACAACAGUAGUAGUAGUAGUAGUAGUAGUAUUAGUGGCGGUAGCAACAAUACGAACCAUUCCAACAACAAUAGUACAAACAUUCAUCAUAACAAUGGUGUGUCAGAUGACGGGGAGGACCGGGUGGACAUGUUGAUGGAGCAUCAAAUGAAACAGAGUGAACUGAUAGAGCAACAGCAGUUAGUCAUAGAGAGGCAACAUAAACAAAUGGUACACGAUCAGAAACAACAUCGCAUUAUACAAAAUCAGCUGUUAGAGAAACAAUUUCAAGAUCAUCAACAUAUUCAACAAUAUCAUCAACAACAACAACAACAUCAGCAGUUACAACAACAACAACAACAACAACAACAACAACAAUCACCACAGCAAUCACAACUUGGUAAAUCUAAAGAUAGGGAUAUGGACUUGGAGCCUAGUCCCGUACCAGCAAAGAGGAAGAAGAAUAGACAUUACACCAACCUUAGUGGUCGUGACAAGGAGCCAGCUGAUGGAACAUUGACGCGUUGUAUUAUAAGUGUAAAUGAGAAGGAGUUUGAUACUUAUGACAUUGACAGGGAUCUGAUGGAGAAUGAUAGAGAGGGACAGUUGGUGUCAGACGAUGACAAUCUGAUGUUCUAUCGCAAGGUGUUGGCCGUGCUGACUGGACUCAAGAGCAAGUCGAUCAUGAGCAAGGCGCAACGGGACAGAUUCGACAAAAGCCUCUACAUCCUGCUGGACAUUGACUAUGAACCACUGCUGGAUGAGAAAGGGUCAUUUCUGCGACACUCCAAACAGACAUCGAUCAACGACGAAACGCUGCCACAACAGCCCAUUGGAGAAUUCGCCAGGUUUCGUCUGGGCUACUGGAACUAUGACUUUUACCGUCUGCCUUUGUUCAGGGAGACCAUCAUCCAGAUUAUACAGGCCGCUCACAGAUUCCAGCUGCCCUCCAGCAAGACGACACAGCCACACAACACCCUGUUUGAAAUGAGCAAGAUCAUCGAGAAGAGUGGAUGGCACUGGAGCUUCUCCAAGGCAAGCAUUGCACAGAUAGAUUGUGAUUGUAUAAACUCGCCGAGCUCUGGUUACUCCAAGCCAAAAACUACGCCGUCAUCACCUCUACCUGCACCGGCAUCCUCGCCAUCAACAAGUUCAGCCGCACCCAAGGAGCCUUCGUCAGUGCGUGUCCCUAAUUCACCUUGGUCCAAUCUGGUGAUAAAGGGUCCAUCAUUGAUGGAGACGAUAUCACAACACAUGGAUCAACUACAUCCACAGCCACAAUCACAACAACAACAACAACAUCAACAACAACAACAACCCAUUAUUAUAACUCAGGAUUCUCAACAACAACAACCCAAGUUAAUCUAUGAUUCUAAACAACAACAGUUACAACAACAGAAGUUACAGCAACAACAGCAUCAACAACAGGAUCAUCAAAGCCCUGAAGAAUCACCUAUAACAUUGUAUCACAAGUCACCACACGCAACCUCCCAACAACCUCAGUCACGUAUCCAACCAAUCAUACAGGAGCUUCCCUCCAAUGGACAACCUGCCAGCCCAAUUGUACAUUCUCUACUCUUACCAAAUGGCCCCAAUCAUGGUGCCGACUCGAACGAUAGCUCAAAGAUUAGCACAACUCCACCCUCCCCUUACGCACUUCCAUCCAACUCCAUCUCAUUGAUUCGCAGGUUCAACGAAAUAUACCAGAGUCUGGAGGUGGAGAAGAACGCCAUCCAUGCCCACGUCAACAGCCGCUUUGCCAAGAUCAAACAAGAGUUCCAAGAGAUACAUGACUUCCUCAAUCAAUUCAUGGUGACCUCAAUGAAACAACAACAACAACAACAACAACAACAAAAUCAACAACAAAAUCAGCAACAACAGCAGCGACAACAGCCACAACAACAACAACAUAGAUCACACGAUUUGCACAUGGACGAGAGUUAA
Molecule: messenger RNA, 2169 nt
Organism: Acytostelium subglobosum LB1
Lineage: Eukaryota; Evosea; Eumycetozoa; Acytosteliales; Acytosteliaceae
Exons: 2
Coding region: 1-2169 (722 amino acids)
Source: RefSeq, a predicted model, not a curated record